AUCCAACAUCCAGAAUAACGGCUCCGUUGCCAUAGGUGGCGCGCUAACGUCGUACGAACCGUUCGGCCGCGGGGGGAAAAGUGCGAGGAAAAAUUACAAGAAGGAAGAUGCCCCUUGCUUUUCUCCUGUUUCAGCGGCCAGGAUGCGAACACCACAGAACCACCGCAGAUUCGCUCACCGUUUCGUACAAGGGCGAGAUGUUGUUUCGGUGACUGGUACAGUGGCAAUGGGGCGGGAUCAACGCUUUUCCUGUUGGUCUCACCGCUGGCCUUUGACUUGAGGUUGUUUGCAUGGCGUGCAGGAGGGCGCCGGUGGGGGCGUCGGUCUCCGGAGAGCGGGCCUGGAUGCGGGCAACGUGGGGCGGCAGCGACCAACCUCGUCAACCCAACCCUCCUCCACCAAGCGCUGGGAGAUCGAUCACGAACUGCCACUGGAUUGGUCGACAGACAACAUUUUGGGCACGGGCAUUGCACGGGGGCCGGAUCGACCAUGCGGCGUUGAUGUUUGUUUGCGCCAGUGCCGCCCACGGCCUCUGAAAUAAUGUCAAGAAGAAAAAUAUCGAGUUUUGAUAUGACACGGCCAAGUGCUUCUUUUGCUUUCAGCUUUCCCAUCAGCUGGGAAAAGGCGAUUCGAUAGCGCCGGUACGUGGCCGGUAGUUUUUCACCCGCCGUCGGGGUCCGAGUCUCGUGUUUUGGGAAAUUCGACUGGGCUAGCCCAGGCAGGCCACUCGCCAUCACUUCAAAAUCCCAAAACAUGGGGUUAGUAGCGCCCGACACCCCUUGAAUGCCAAGGCUAGCUUUCCUUCCUGGGACGUGUGCCUCAGCAGUGCCACUGGCUGGGCAGCAUCUAGGGGUCUUCCCUGCAUACGCGCCUCUGAUUGGCCUGAUUGGCCUGUCAACGGAGACAAACAUGCGCUCCCUUGGCAGGGUUGGCAGGUGACAUUGCUGAAUUUCGGCCGUCGGCGGCUCAGAUGCCCCCAGCGGCCAACAAAGGUGUGGGAGGUUGGGACCCCGGUGGGAAAGGGGCUCGGCGCCGCUGGAAGGAACAUUGAAAGCGAUGAUGGGUCCCCGUUUGUCAAUCUCUCUCGUUUUUCCCCAUCCCCAUCCCCCAUCGUCAGCAGACAAACUCACGCAUACACGAACUGCCAACACCAAGGCUCGUGUUGCCCACGCUUCUUCAGUCUCUCGUUCACAGCCUCACUGGCGCUUUUCUCUUUUAUACACUCGCUCAUCAUCACCACUUGCCUCGUGCUCUUUUUCAAUCAUCAGCCAUCACUUGACCCGCCUCAGCGCAUAAUCACCACCAACUACUAAUCAACAACAACACACACUCAUCUUUCUUGGAAUAUUCAGCUGUACCUACACUCACAACACUCUCACACCAUGCUUUCCAAGUUUCUCACUCUGGCGCUCGCCGCCUCCAUGGUCUCUGCCCAGACUUACACUGACUGUGACCCCACCAAGAGAUCCGACUGCCCUGCCCGCAAGGCCGUUGGGUCCAAGCCCGUCAACAUUGACUUCCGUCAGGGCAAGAACAAGUUCUUUAAGGAGGCCGAGGGUACCAAGCUCACCUACGAUAAGGAUCUCGGCGCUGUUUUCUCCAUUGCCAAUGAGAACCAGGCCCCCACGAUCGGCAGCGAAGCCUACAUCUUCUUCGGCCAGGUCGAUGUUGUUCUGAGGGCUGCCCCAGGUCCCGGUGUCGUCACCAGCUUCGUGCUCCAGUCUGACGACCUUGAUGAGAUCGAUUGGGAGUGGCUCGGCGGGGAUAAUGCCCAGGUCCAACAUAACUACUUCAGCAAGGGCUGCACCGAGACGUACGACCGCGGUGGAUUCUCUCCCGUCGCCGACCCCAUUGGCGCUUUCCACACCUACACCAUCAAGUGGACCUCGGAGCAGCUCGACUGGAUCAUUGACGGCCAGGUCGUCCGCACGCUCAAGAACACCGGCAUUGAGGGCUGCGCUGGUUAUCCUCAGUCCCCCAUGCAGAUCAAGCUCGGUACCUGGGUUGCUGGUCGUAAGGAUGCUCCCCAGGGCACCAUCGAGUGGGCUGGUGGUCUUGCCGACUUCUCUAACGGACCCUCUGACGGGUACUACCAGAGCCUCAAGAUCAUCGACUACAUGGGUGGCCACAAGGAGGCUACCGAGUACCAGUAUGGCGACAAGUCUGGCACCUGGCAGAGCAUCAAGGUCAUUGGGAGCAGCGGUGUUGUUUCCAGCAGCAGCAGCGUCACCUCCAAGGCCACCACCAAGACUGCCACUUCUGCCACCACUCUUCAGACCGUGACCUCUAGCACUGCUCUCGGUGCUACUAAUGGUACCCUCACUACUGAUGCCACCACCACCCCCACCAGCACAACCGAGGAGGUCACCGAGACCGAGACUGCCAUCCCCACCGGUGCCGCCGGCAAGGUUGCCCUCAGCAACAUGGCCGCCAUGGGUGCCGCCGCUGUUCUCGGCUACCUUGUUCUCUAA
This is a messenger RNA of Podospora pseudocomata, 2471 nucleotides long. RefSeq lists its product as uncharacterized. The transcript has 4 exons. The record is from RefSeq and is a predicted model, not a curated record. Gene Ontology annotation, biological process: fungal-type cell wall organization; carbohydrate metabolic process. Bases 1383 to 2471 code for a protein of 362 amino acids. Gene Ontology annotation, cellular component: fungal-type cell wall. Lineage: Eukaryota; Fungi; Ascomycota; Sordariomycetes; Sordariales; Podosporaceae. Gene Ontology annotation, molecular function: glycosyltransferase activity; hydrolase activity, hydrolyzing O-glycosyl compounds.